GCUCUGUCAUCCCAAACACCCCCCCACUUUCAUGACACCUGAGCGCUGAAUCUGCCCUUAUGCUGCUGAGGUUCUACUUCAAUGGCCUUCUGUUUGUGGGCUGCCUGCUGUCCUGGGGGAGAUCAGAUACAGAAGAACAAUGCCAUACCUUUACAGAUCUCAAUAUACACAACUCCAUUAUUGGAACGGGGCUGAAAGUGCAAUUACUCCUUUAUACGAGAGAGAACCCAAAGUGUGCCCAAGAUUUAAAUGUAGACAAUUCUACGGGCUUCCAGUACCUGAAUGUUACAAGGAGGACUGUUUUUAUUACCCAUGGCUACAGGCCAACAGGGUCCCCGCCAGUAUGGAUAGACGAUAUUGUAAAAAAGUUUCUCGAUAUCCAGGAUUUCAAUGUCAUCGUUGUGGACUGGAACCGCGGAGCUACGACUGUCUUGUACCAUAAUGCUGCAGCCAAUACAAGAAAAGUUGCAGACAUUUUAAAAAGAUUUAUCGACAAUAUGCUGAGCCAAGGGGCAACACUGGAUUCCAUCUACAUGGUCGGAGUAAGCCUUGGGGCACAUAUAUCUGGAUUUGUUGGGAAAAUGUACAACGGCUCUAUUGGGAGAAUUACAGGCCUUGAUCCCGCAGGACCACUAUUUAAUGGGAAGCCCCCAGAAGAAAGACUGCACUAUACAGAUGCCCAAUUUGUGGAUGUGGUUCACUCAGACACUGAUGGGCUCGGGUACAAGGAGAGUUUGGGACAUAUUGAUUUCUACCCUAACGGAGGAACUGACCAGCCUGGCUGCCCGAAAACCAUAUUAGCUGGGUCUGAAUAUUUUAAGUGUGAUCACCAGCGAUCUGUGUUUUUGUACAUCGCCUCGCUAACAAAAAGCUGCGACCUUGUUGCUUUUCCUUGCAAAAGCUACAGAGACUACCGGAUUGGAAACUGCACUGACUGCAAGGAAUUCCUGCCCCUGUCCUGCCCAGUUUUAGGGUUUUACGCUGAUAAGUGGAAAGAUCAUCUAGUGAAAAGGAAUCACCCGGGGACAACAGCUUUCUUUGACACAGCGGCUAAGGAUCCAUAUUGCAUAUUUCAUUAUUAUCUGGAUUUCAUGACCUGGAGCAGCCAAAUCAGAAGGGGCUAUAUUACCAUUAAACUGACAUCUCUUGACGGGAAUGUAACUGAGUCAAAGCUGGACAAGGAUGCUGCAGUGUUUGAACAGUAUAAAGAAGAGAGCCUGCUUGCCAAAUUUGACCAAGAUAUGGACCCAAUAUCCAGAAUUUCUGUCACCUUUACAACUGGAUCUGUCAUAGGCCCCAAGUAUAAACUGAGAGUUCUGAGAAUGAGGCUAAGACCGUUCACUAACCGAAACAGACCCAUACUGUGUCGUUAUGACUUUGUGCUACUGGAAAACAUAGAGACAGAAUUUAUUCCAAUCCCCUGUGAAGACACAAACCUUUAAUUGGAAUGAAAAACCUCUGAAACUCCAUCUGACAGAUCAAUGUACAUCUCAAAAAAUGUUUCAUAAAUGUGUUCAUUUUAGAGCCAGUUGCUCCAUUACAGAUCACUGGAUAUCAACACAAAUAUAGGGUAUGUAUCCCCUUGCACAUUUUGGGGGUGUCUCCUGAUAUUUAAGGCGUGAGCCUGGGGAAGAUGACGAUUGCGGCCAUGUACCUGUGUAGCUCUAUAUAUUCAGAUCUGUUUGCACAUACAGAAGGCUGGAAGGCAGUAAAUGAGUGCCGGCAUAGGAAAGACUACAGUAGGCUACUUAUAUAUUAUACAGUUCCUGUGUACAGUAUAAGCAAAGCCUUAAAAUACUCUAUACUGAAGGAGUUCAAUAUUUAUUUUAAAAUGCGACUCUCCAGUCUCUGUAUAUAAAAUGAAAAGUUGUAACUUUUGUACAAUUAAUGGCUGGCAGAUCCUGUGUUUCGAUUUCUGUUCUUCAACAUGUUCUGCUGCAUAGUUCUGAGAGCUGAUUAAAAUGGGGAAUCUGAUGUUUGAUGGAGAAGCUGUGACUGCAAUUAGUAUUUAAAGUUCAUUCACUUGCAGUUCCUCAUCUCACCACUCAUGAAUGGAGCAUCUCCCAGAGAGAGCAGAAUCCCUCAUUUCAAUUAAAUGGUAGAAUUUAACAACAUAUUUUUCCAUAACAGGGUUAUAACACCUGAACCUGUAGGAAAUGUGUAAAGUUUAAUGAAAAUGUGAACACUUUGCUAUAUCACGGGCAUUUAUACACUGUUUUAUAUAUAUAUAUAUAUAUAUAUAUAUAUAUAUAUAUAUAUAUAUAUAUAUAUAUAUAUAUAUAUUGUCUUAUUUUUAUAUUUAUAUAUCUGUGAUUGCAAAUGAUGAAGUUCUAGGAAAUGUGAAUAACUGCAUAAACAUUACAUUUGUACGGUUUUGUAUAUAAUAAAUUAUUCAUGUUGAACAGG
Xenopus tropicalis (tropical clawed frog) is the source of this 2406-nucleotide messenger RNA. It is a transcript of the gene lipi, whose product is annotated as lipase, member I. NCBI's taxonomy places the organism in Eukaryota, Metazoa, Chordata, Amphibia, Anura, Pipidae. Gene Ontology annotation, cellular component: plasma membrane; extracellular region. Gene Ontology annotation, molecular function: glycerophospholipase activity; heparin binding; carboxylic ester hydrolase activity. Gene Ontology annotation, biological process: lipid metabolic process; phosphatidic acid biosynthetic process; lipid catabolic process. The record is from RefSeq and is marked provisional.